This is a messenger RNA of Mercenaria mercenaria, 850 nucleotides long. RefSeq lists its product as uncharacterized. The record is from RefSeq and is a predicted model, not a curated record. The transcript has 6 exons. The coding region runs from base 28 to 828 and encodes 266 amino acids. Lineage: Eukaryota; Metazoa; Mollusca; Bivalvia; Venerida; Veneridae.
AGGACAUACGAAUAAUUAGAUUUCGAAAUGCUGUCCUUAAAACUGCUUUUGUUCAACAGCAUAUUGGCCACUGUUAUAACUUUGGCUUAUACUGAAGAAUGUAGCGGGCUUAGGAAUGAUUUUGAACGCUUAAAAGAAGAAUUGUCUCAAAGAAUUGUUGAUUUGGAGAACAAAUUAGAGGCAGAGAAACGGAAAAGAUAUCUUGUAGAUGAAGAAUUAGAUAUUGAAAAGGAAGUUACAAAGCUUAUCGGAGAUGUUAAUGGUAUCAAACAAGGCAUGGGCAGUACAUAUAUAAGAUGGGGUCGAACAGAGUGUGGAGGAAAUGCAAGCAAGAUUUAUAAAGGAUACACAGGUGGGAAAUGGUACGCAGAUACAGGAGGUCCUGCUAAUUAUGUACGUAUGCCAGAAGAUCCUCAAUGGGCAAAAUACAUGGACGGCUUUCAAGAUAUUGGAAACCGGAUGUAUGGUACAGAAUAUGAGGAUAAUUCCGAAUCCACUUUCAAUCCAUUCAGUGUCCAUAGAGAUGACGAAGAUGCCCCCUGUGUCGUCUGCAGGUCCCAAAGGGCGACAACUGUUAUGAUACCUGCCAGAACUAACUGUUACACCGGUUGGCAUCUGGAGUACACAGGAUACCUAAUGGCUAUGAGCAGACACUAUCAAUCAUCCAGCGAGUAUAUCUGCGUUGAUAAAGACCCAGAGGUUAUUGAUCAUGGCAGUCAGAGUGAAGAUGGCAACUUGCUGUACAUUGUCGAGGCAGCAUGUGGCUCUCUUCCUUGUGGCCCGUAUGUGAAUGGAAGAGAAUUGACUUGUGCUGUAUGCAGCAAAUAAAAUGUGUAGUAUCAAAAUUACA